AUGGGAGGAUGGGUUGAUAUAAUAACCUCAUUACAGUUCAUGGCGCUUCUUCUUUGUGUGAAUUUCGUGGCUUCUAUUGCAGAAGAGCGAGAAAUAUACUUGGUCUUAAUGGAAGGGCAACCGGUUGCAUUCCACAGACGUCAUCCACCUCGUGAAGAUGGGAGAAGAGUUGUGCAGCCAAACAGUGAAGUAGACAAGGUCCAUGCAGAGCAGUUGGAGGAUUCUCAUGACCAACUUCUAGAGAGCACUCUGGAGACUGGAAGUUACAACAGGCUCCAUAGCUUCAAACAUAUCUUUAAUGGCUUUUCUGUACACACCACCCCUUCCCAGGCUAGAAAACUCAAAGCUGCUCCAGGAGUAAAGCUGAUAGAGAGAGAUAGAGGAGCCAAAUUGAUGACAACAUACACUCCUAAGUUCCUAGGCUUACCAGAAGUAUGGACACAGGAAGGAGGAGACAAAAAUGAAGGCGAAGGGAUUGUGAUUGGUUUCGUGGACACAGGCAUCAACCCUCUUCACCCAAGCUUCGCUUAUGAUCCCAUGAAGCCUUUUGAGUCGAAUAUUUCUCACUUUUCUGGAGCUUGUGAGACCGGUCCUCGAUUCCCAGCCACUUCUUGCAACGGGAAGAUAGUUUCAGCAAGGUUCUUCUCAGCCGGGGCUGAAGCAGUUGCAACUCUCAAUACAUCAGUAGAUUUUCUCUCACCCUUUGAUGCAGUUGGACAUGGCAGUCACGUGGCAUCAACUGCUGCGGGAAAUGCUGUAGUUCCAGUUGUCGCGGAUGGCUUCUUUUAUGGGCAAGCUAGUGGAAUGGCACCACGCGCACGGAUUGCUGUUUAUAAGGCUGUCUAUCCAACUGUGGGAACUUUAGCAGAUGUCAUAUCAGCAAUUGAUCAAGCAACGCGAGACGGAGUGGAUAUAUUAUCACUCUCUGUUGGACCAGAUGAACCACCAGAAGAUACACUCACCUUCUUAAACCUGUUUGAUAUUGCCAUGUUGUUUGCACGACGAGCUGGAGUUUUUGUGGUGCAAGCAGCAGGCAAUCAUGGCCCGGACCCUUCUACUGUACUGUCUUAUAGCCCUUGGGCAGUCGGUGUAGCUGCUUCCGGCACAGACAGAAGUUUCCCUGCUUCUCUUAUCCUUGGAAAUGGUGAAAAAGUUGGUGGUGUGGGAUUAUCAGGACCGACCUUUGGAAAUGGGUUAUUUCUCUAUAAGCUGGUUUUGGCCAAGGAUGCAGUUAAGAUAAAUGGGACAUUUCCAAGGACUCCACAGUAUAUUGAAGAGUGCCAAUAUCCAGAAGCAUUGGACCCCAAUGCAGUGCAAGGCAGUGUUGUCAUCUGCACCUUCUCUGCCGGCUUCUUCAACCAGACCUCUACUCUCACCGCCAUCAUCGAUACUGCAAGAACUCUGGGGUUCAUGGGUUUUCUUCUACUUGCAAACCCAACCUACGGUGAUUAUAUUGCAGAACCCAUUCCCUUUCCUAUUCCGGCCAUUAUGAUCCCCUCAGUUGCUGAUGCUAAGAUUAUAUCACAAUACUAUGAGCAACAAACAAACAGGGAUGAGAGAGGAUUUGUGACCAAAUUUUGUGCUAGAGCGGCUAUAGGAGAUGGAAGAGUUGCUUCUUUCAAGGGGGAAGGGCCUAUUGUUAGCAGAUUCUCUGCAAGAGGACCAGAUUUCAUUGACACUAACAAAAAUCCUGCUGACGUUCUUAAGCCUGAUAUUCUUGCUCCAGGGCACCAAGUUUGGGCAGCUUGGAGCCCCAUUAGCUCCUUAGAUCCAAUAUUAAAGGGAUACAAUUUUGCACUACUGUCUGGUACCAGCAUGGCAGCACCUCAUAUUGCAGGAAUAGCGGCGCUCAUCAAACAAUGUAAUCCUCUCUGGACUCCAUCAAUGAUAGCAUCUGCAAUCUCAACCACAGCCACCAAGUAUGACAGUAAAGGAGAACUGAUAAUGGCAGAAGGAAAUAAUAUCGGCAGCUUGUCUCCCUCCACUCCUUUCGAUUUUGGUGCCGGCCUUGUCAGUCCUACUCGCGCCAUGGAUCCCGGUCUGGUGUUCUUUUCAGGAUAUGAUGACUACAUCAGCUUCUUGUGCUCUUUGCCCAACAUUGACCCGGUUACAAUCAAGGCCUGUACUGGAGAGUUCUGCAAUCACUCACUUAGCCACCCAGCCAACCUGAACCUCCCUUCUGUGACAAUAUCGGCCCUGGCCGGAACUCGAUCAGUGCAACGAACGGUCAAGAAUGUAGGACUCAGGCCAGAGACAUACUUAUGCUCCGUGCUGCCGCCAAAUGGGACAAUGGUUAGCUUGUAUCCAUCUUGGUUUAACAUAGCUCCACAAGGAACGCAAGAUUUGGACAUACAUAUUAACGUGACCAAAGCAAUGAAUGCCUUCCGCUUUGGUGAAAUUGUCCUAACAGGAAGCUUAAAUCACAUUGUGAGAAUACCCAUGUCAGUUUUGCCCAUUUCAAUAUCAUUAUGAGGAUUGAUGGCUUUAUUUCACAGUAUCUUGACUAUAAUUACAAUGAUAUACACCAAAUGGGAUGCUCGGGACAUGCAGAGAAAGACCAUACUCUAUAAUCUGAUGCUUUAAAGAGUUAAAAUUCUCUCUGUAAUUGGAAACUGGU
Molecule: messenger RNA, 2617 nt
Organism: Alnus glutinosa
Lineage: Eukaryota; Viridiplantae; Streptophyta; Magnoliopsida; Fagales; Betulaceae
Product: subtilisin-like protease SBT2.4
Exons: 10
Coding region: 1-2472 (823 amino acids)
Biological process (GO): proteolysis
Molecular function (GO): serine-type endopeptidase activity
Source: RefSeq, a predicted model, not a curated record